UUUGGCGUGAACUUUUACGCCCGUAAUGCCUGUGAGGGUAUCCAGAGCCACAAGGGAACAUAAAACUAUCUAAAUGCUGUUAAAAGGCCGGGUUUCCACUGACGCGGAGAUGUGCGGAGAAGAGCGGAGAUGUGCGGAGAAGAGCGGAGAUGUGCGGAGAAGAGCGGAGAUGUGCGGAGAAGAGCGGAGAUGUGCGGAGAAGAGCGGAGAUGUGCGGAGAAGAGCGGAGAUGUGCGGAGAUGUGCGGAGAAGAGCGGAGAUGUGCGGAGAAGAGCGGAGAUGUGCGGAGAAGAGCGGAGAUGUGCGGAGAAGAGCGGAGAUGUGCGGAGAAGAGCGGAGAUGUGCGGAGAAGAGCGGAGAUGUGCGGAGAUGUGCGGAGAUGUGCGGAGAAGUGCGGAUUUUACUAAUCAUACCGUUUGGAGAGCGAAAAACGAAGACGCUCUGUCACUCUCUCCCUCACGGUGAUUGAUCGAUUCCUGCACAUCUCUGCGUCAACGGAAAUGCAGCCUUAGUCAUGCGUUUCCUAUAUUAUUAAAUAUUUUUUAAAUGGAAAGGUGUAUGUAUAUAUAUAUAUUCAAUAGAGUAAAAAGCUAAAUAGU
This is a messenger RNA of Pectinophora gossypiella (pink bollworm), 599 nucleotides long. RefSeq lists its product as uncharacterized. Lineage: Eukaryota; Metazoa; Arthropoda; Insecta; Lepidoptera; Gelechiidae. The transcript has 2 exons. Bases 74 to 469 code for a protein of 131 amino acids. The record is from RefSeq and is a predicted model, not a curated record.